GACAUAUAAUUUAAAGAUCAAAACAGAACACUGUCAUUGAAUGUGUAUACCAAAACCUGUUUACCUAAAUAUGAAUAUAAUUUUCAGCUUGCCAGUCAUCUGAGUCUGUUUACUCUGCUGGAAAUGUAACAGACGGGUUCCUAAACUUGUCAUAUCAUAGUAUCCAGUUUGGAUGGUUAGACGCUCAUCAAAACGGGAAACAGUAUGUGAUACCUGCCUAUGACGAUGUUGAUGAGAUUUUCGAUGAAUGUGUCGGUAUCAAUGAUUGGUAUCGCGACGGUUUCUUUCUGAAAGAGAGAAUGUCUCUAGAUAUACCAGAAAAUAUUCCUGUCAAGUAUGCACUUUGCUACGUACAAAAACGCAACUUAGACUAUGAUUAUUACGAUAACUAUAAUGAUGGGGAAUAUUAUUAUGAAGAGUAUUGUACUACUUACGCUUAUGCAAGAAAAUGUGAUGGGAAAAUCCAGUUUGAUGUAUCACCUUUUCGCUAUUAUCACCAUUUCUGUCUCAUUCAUUACAACAAUGUGAAGGUAAUACCAGAAAUAAAACACAGAGAAGACAAAGUCAGUGAUGAUAGAAUUAUAUAUAGACCAUACAUUCAGUUCCAAUGUUCAUUUGUGAUGACUGGAGACACUGCUUACAAAGUGACAUGGUAUAUCAAUGGAACACUAUGGCGUGAGACAGGAUUUUCAUCUAAUCCGGAUGACCUUGUAUUAAGCGGAGAUUCUUUAAAUCAAUUACGACUUGGAUAUGAGGUGAAAUGCGGUGUCAUCGCAGCUGGGACAACAGAUGAAAAAUUGAGCAAUACUUUUUUCGCAGGUUGGAAGAUUUCAGACACAUCCAGAAGACUGCCGAAGAAUGGAUAUGCUAUCAUUGUAGUUGAACAGACAGUUCCUUUAGGUUGUACAUAUACCAAUACAGGAGAAGAAGUGUGCGAGGAAACGCUUACACUUUUAGACAUAAACCGUGAAAUUGAUGCAUGCAAGGCUGGAAUACACGUGAUGAACGCUGAUAAUAACCGUACAUCUUCUCACACAAUAAAGAGUUUGAUGGUAGGUGAUGUUUGGAACUCCAGCAUCAAGUAUAGAUUUAGAUUAACUACAAUAGAUCAUGACUACGAUGACAAACUGAACUUUGACAUGGAGUUGCUUGUAACUAAGUCUGAACUGACAGAAGUAGUAAAUACUGAGCGCAUUGGAAUCGUUGCGGUUGAGGUGACACACUCGGCAUUGCAUAGAUACAAACGCUGCUACUAGCAUGCUGACCCGCACGUGCGAACUGCGGACGGAAGGUAUUUCGGGCAACAAUUGGUCGCUGAUCACAUGUUUUAUAGAAACAAAGCAUAUCAGACAGAGGUUCAUGAGUAUGCCAGAUACUGUAAUAAUAAUGGCGGAGCAGUGUGUGCUUGCGGUGUAGCCAUCAGGUCAGGGGCCGAUGUCUUUGUAAUUAACAGAUGUGGCAACUAUACGAUAUUAGACUUCAUGCAAUGUAAUGAUGGAGGAAUCAUUG
Molecule: messenger RNA, 1509 nt
Organism: Ruditapes philippinarum (Manila clam)
Lineage: Eukaryota; Metazoa; Mollusca; Bivalvia; Venerida; Veneridae
Exons: 11
Coding region: 300-1256 (318 amino acids)
Source: RefSeq, a predicted model, not a curated record